Messenger RNA from Anas platyrhynchos (mallard), 777 nucleotides. It is a transcript of the gene ARHGDIG, whose product is annotated as Rho GDP dissociation inhibitor gamma. Gene Ontology annotation, biological process: Rho protein signal transduction. Gene Ontology annotation, cellular component: cytoplasm; cytosol; membrane. The record is from RefSeq and is a predicted model, not a curated record. NCBI's taxonomy places the organism in Eukaryota, Metazoa, Chordata, Aves, Anseriformes, Anatidae. Gene Ontology annotation, molecular function: Rho GDP-dissociation inhibitor activity; protein binding.
GAGCAGCGGGCAUCACCCCCCCCCCAUCGGGGCGCUCCCCCCCCCCCGGUCUUUCGCGACGCCCCCGGGAGCGCUGGGCCCGGCCCGGCCCCGGCCAUGCUCGGCCUGGAUGUGUGCGAGGCCGGCGGGCAGCUCCUGGAGCUGCUGUGGCUGGCGCUGUGCUACCGAGACAUCAUGGCUGACAAGGAGGGGGUGACGCUGUCGCUGGAGGAGGAGGACGAUGCCGACGUGGCCCUGGCGUACAAGACGCCGGCGAAGAAGAGCCUGCAGGAGAUCCAGCAGCUGGACCCGGGGGAUGAGAGCCUGCGGAAGUACAAGCAGGCACUACUGGGCACCAUCCCCGCGGCCGUGGAUGCCAGCGUGCCCAACGUGCAGGUGACGAAGCUCACCCUGAUGUGUGAGCAGGCGCCGGGGCCCAUCACCAUGGACCUUACAGGAGACCUGGAGGUGCUGCAGAGCCGUCCCUUUGUGCUGAAGGAGGGGGUGGACUACAGGGUGAAGGUGUCCUUCAAGGUGAACAGGGAGAUCGUCUGCGGGCUGAAGUGCCUGCACCUCACGUAUCGCCGCGGCCGGCCGGUGGACCGCGAUGUCUUCAUGGUGGGCAGCUACGCGCCGCGGGCCGAGGAGUAUGAGGUGGUGACGCCAGCUGAGGAGGUGCCCCGGGGCCGGCUGGUGCGCGGCUCCUACCGCGUCCGCUCCCUGGUCACCGACGAUGACAAGACGGAGCACCUCUCCUGGGAGUGGGGCCUGUGCAUAAAGAAGGCCUGGGAGGACUGA